Messenger RNA from Plasmodium vivax (malaria parasite P. vivax), 1021 nucleotides. RefSeq lists its product as hypothetical. The transcript is spliced from 6 exons. Lineage: Eukaryota; Apicomplexa; Aconoidasida; Haemosporida; Plasmodiidae. The record is from RefSeq and is a predicted model, not a curated record. Bases 1 to 750 code for a protein of 249 amino acids.
AUGUCGAACGCAGGGACGACAGACCUCAGUUGGCUGCCCUCAGAUGCAGAUGAACAACUCGCCUUAGGAUUCAAAAUCGUCACCAACGCGUACAAGACGAGGGUCACCUCCCAGGAGGCAGAAAUUAGAUCCCUCAAGGGGCAGCUGACGGAGAAGCUAGAGCAACUUUCGUCCAUACAAAAAAAAUAUAGCAAUUUGGAGGUUCAGCUAAUCGAAUCAACGCAGAGGGGAAACCAGCUGGCGGACGAGAACAAGCAGUUGAUUACGACCAUUAAGAAGCUGAAUAGGGACAUCGACCGACUGGAGAAUCUGAAGAAGGCCGUCCUCAAUUCCAUCCAGGAGGAACAUGACGUGGAGGAUGCCCAUAAGUACUAUUCCGCGGACGACAUGCUGCAGACGACCGCGCCGAGAACGAUGCUGGAGAUCAACGGCAACGAGGACUCCUGCCAAACGCUGAUUAACAAAAUUGUUAAUUCGGACGCGCACAACAUCAUCAACGGGAGCUUCAACUCGCCCUACCUGGGAGCGGGAUCCCCCGGCGAGAAGAACACAGACGGCAGGGCCUUCUUCCGAAACGCAAGGAGCAGACUGACGUACGAGCAGUUCAACCAGUUUCUGUCCAAUAUUAAAAAGCUAAACAACCACCAGCAGAAGAGGGAGGAGACGCUGAAGAAGGCGCAGGCGAUAUUUGGCGAGACCAACGCGGACCUCUACGAAGAAUUUAAGGUCCUCAUUUCGAAGCAUUCCUAGGGAGGGCCGUGCGUGCAGCGUUUCCGCGUAUCGUUUCUCCGUCUAUCUGUCUCCUUUCCGCCCUUUUAUUUUUGUUUUUCCCCCCCAUUUGUUUCUCCUAAUUUUUGUUUUGUGCCCCCCUCAUCACUGGCCCCCUUUCCCCCCUCUGAUUGCCGCAAUUUUUCUUUAAGUUCCGCCUAAUUAUUUCUCCAACCAAAGGGGGCCAACAUGGGAUACCUGUUCAGGUACUUCUGCGCCGCUGUGCACGCCCAACUUUUUUUGCCAUUCGGUA